Molecule: messenger RNA, 2580 nt
Organism: Equus quagga
Lineage: Eukaryota; Metazoa; Chordata; Mammalia; Perissodactyla; Equidae
Gene: HHAT
Product: hedgehog acyltransferase
Exons: 13
Coding region: 177-1670 (497 amino acids)
Biological process (GO): protein palmitoylation
Cellular component (GO): endoplasmic reticulum
Molecular function (GO): palmitoyltransferase activity
Source: RefSeq, a predicted model, not a curated record
CGGCGGCCGCUCCCGGGAAGGACGGCGGCUUCCCGGGGAAGCCCACCGCCGCCGCCGGCCUCGGAAACGCUGAGAGGGGUGUUGGGAACCCGUGGCGCGCGUGGCCGCCGCCGCCGCCCGGGACAGCCCGGAGAAACUCUCAGCGUGCGCAUCGGGACCCUUUGUCACAAGGAGCAAUGCUGCCCCGUUGGGAACUGGCUCUUUACCUGCUUGCCUCACUCGGCUUCCACUUCUAUUCUUUCUAUGAAGUUUACAAAGUCUCCAGAGAACAUGAAGAGGAACUGGACCAAGAAUUUGAGCUGGAGACUGACACUUUAUUUGGAGGAUUAAAGAAGGACCCGACUGACUUCGAGUGGAGCUUCUGGAUGGAGUGGGGGAAGCAGCGGCUGGUAUGGCUUCUCCUCGGCCAUGUGGCUGUGUCUCAGAUGGCCCACCUGCUUGCAAGGAAGCACAGACCCUGGAUCCUCACAGCCUAUGGAAUGUGGGCCUGCUGGUGUGUGCUGGGGGCCCCAGGUGUGGCCAUGGUUUUUCUCCACACCAUCAUCUCCUUCUGUGUAGCCCAGUUCCGGUCACUGCUCCUAUCGUGGCUCUGUUCUCUCCUCCUGCUCUCCACACUGAGGCUGCAAGACAUGGAGGAAGUUAAGAGAGGGUGGUACCAGACAGAAAACGAGUACUACUUGCUGCAGUUCACGCUGACCGUUCGCUGCCUGUGCUACACCAGCUUCAGCCUCGAGUUCUGCUGGCGGCAGCUGCCCGCUGAGCACACCUCCUACUCCUUUCCCUGGAUGGUGGCCUAUGUCUUCUAUUACCCCGUCUUCCACAACGGGCCCAUCCUCAGCUUCCCGGAGUUCAUCAGACAGAUGCAGCAGCAAGAGCACUGCUCGUUGAAGGCCAACCUUCCCGUCCUCGUGCUGGGGCUGGGCCGCCUCCUCUGCUCUUGGUGGUUGGCGGAGCUGAUGGUCCACCUCAUGUACAUGCACGCCAUCUACAGCAGCACCCCCCUCCUGGGCGCUGUCUCCUCUUGGACCUUAGGAGGACUGGCGUUGGCUCAAGUGCUCUUUUUCUAUGUGAAGUACUUGGUGCUCUUUGGCGUCCCAGCUCUGCUCAUGCGCCUGGAUGGACUCACGCCCCCACCCUUGCCUCGCUGUGUGAGCACCAUGUUCAGUUUCACGGGCAUGUGGAGGUAUUUUGACGUUGGACUGCAUAAUUUCUUAAUCAGGUAUGUGUACAUUCCAGUGGGCGGGUCCCAGCAUGGCCUGCUGGGGACGCUGUUUUCCACUGCAAUGACGUUUGCGUUUGUGAGCUACUGGCAUGGUGGGUACGACUACCUCUGGUGCUGGGCAGCACUCAACUGGCUGGGAGUCACCGUGGAGAAUGGAGUCCGGAGGCUUGUGGAGACCCCGUGCAUCCAGCACAGCUUGGCCCAGUUCUUCUCCCCACAAGCUCGCCGUCGAUUCCAUGCCGCCCUUGCAUCUUGUUCCACCUCCAUACUGAUCCUCUCCAACCUGGUGUUUCUCGGGGGCAAUCAAGUUGGGAAAAUCUACUGGAAUAGGAUCUUCAUACAAGUUCAACUUUCAAAGCCCUGGCUGUGUUGCUUUGGGUCCGCUUUGCCGCUCAGGGUUCAGUCGGGGACUUGGCUGUGGCUGAAAUGGAAGGCUGGCCGUGGGUGACCCUCUCUGUCCUGGGAUUCCUGUACUGCUACUCCCACGUGGGCAUUGCCUGGGCCCAGACGUACUCCAUGGACUAAUGCCACCAGGCCAGGCCAGCCUUGGCUGCCGGUCUCCAAAGCAAAUGGUGCUUCACCCUGACCUCGGACCCCAAGAUAACCUCCAAGAGACCAGUGCUUGAUCUGCUCAUCUUUUGUUGAAGUUACCUCACUCCAAGACUGGAAGCUUGAGCUCUCAUAGAAAAUUGACAACCAGAGAGUCUUCUAACUUUGGGGACUUACAGAUCACUCCCUCAGCCCCAUCAUUUCCUGUUGAGUAAGCUGGGGCCCAGAGCAGUAGAGUGUCUUGCCCAGCUGCACAUGGUGACGUUGUGGUCUAGAACCUAGUCCCAAGGGCCCUUCAGAUUCUUUCUCCUUUACCAAGAAUUAAAUGUAAUGGAUAUUUCUUAAUUGAGGCACAGAAAUCCUGAUUAGUAAUAGGCCUCUCUCCCACUGGGCAGUAUUUCUGAAACAUUUUGGUGACAUUUAAGUGACCCCUUCCACAGGUCCGGCAGUGUAGUCUCUAUAAUCAGUACUGGGGUUUGAGCUUCACACUUCAGCUGCUUAGCAAGGACGUGACAAAGCCACAGCUGUGUUUCUAGUUAUCCAAAGAAGAUAGACUGUGUUGUGUGGCAUUCCAAGGAGCCAGCAGUCAGUACCCAAGGAGACCUGUUCUCUGAACUUCAACAGGGUGGACUACAUUCGGCUGCUUGUUUCCUAGAUUUGCAGAGAAGUAUAAACAUGGCAGUUCCUCUACCUGACAGUUAAUCAUUUGUCAAUAAAGAAACAGAAUUGAGGGGCCGGCCCAGUAGCACAGCAGUUAAGUUCGCAUGUUCCGCUUUGGCAGCCCAGGGUUCGCUGGUUCAGAUCCCGGG